GACGGAGCCAUGUGUGCAAAAUCAAACGGAAAAAAAAAAGAAAAAGAAACUAAAAUCUCAAAAACGCUUUUCAAUCUAUACUUCCGCUUGCAAUCCCAAUUCGUUCCCUAAACUCACCGAGUCAAUCCCGGCUUCGAUUCGUUGCCCUCCUCCUCUCGUAAACCUAAACUUUCUCAUGGAGAUCGCCUCUGGGAAGGCGCCACUACUACCGCCAUCGAAUCACGUAGACGCUAAUGAUACCCUAAGACCGUCGUCUCCAUCCUCCACAUCAUCUUCAUCGAGUUCUACGGCAUCGAAUCGCGUAUUUGAUAAAGGGGAGGGGAACGGAGCUUCGUCGGCGGCGGCAGCGGCAGCGGCAGCGGCAUCGAAGUAUGAGGACGAUGAGGAGGAGGAGGAUGUUUGCCGGAUCUGUAGGAACCCGGGAGAUGCGGAGAAUCCUUUACGGUAUCCGUGUGCUUGUAGCGGAAGUAUUAAGUUUGUGCACCAGGAUUGUCUUCUCCAGUGGCUGAAUCACAGCAACGCUCGCCAAUGCGAGGUCUGCAAGCACGCAUUCUCUUUCUCUCCUGUUUAUGCUGAGAAUGCCCCGGCAAGGCUUCCUUUUCAGGAGUUUAUAGUUGGGAUGGCAAUGAAGGCUUGCCAUGUUCUGCAAUUCUUUUUGCGUCUUAGCUUUGUACUUUCUGUUUGGCUCCUUAUUAUACCCUUCAUAACAUUUUGGAUAUGGCGUUUGGCUUUUGUUAGGAGUUUUGGUGAAGCCCAGAGAUUAUUUUUAAGUCAUAUAUCCACCACUAUUAUUCUUACUGAUUGUCUGCAUGGCUUCCUACUUUCUGCAAGUAUUGUGUUCAUUUUUCUUGGGGCCACUUCAUUAAGAGAUUACUUUAGGCAUUUAAGAGAGCUUGGAGGUCAGGAUGCUGAGAGAGAAGAUGAAGGUGACAGAAAUGGUGCCCGUGCUGCAAGAAGGCAACCGGGGCAAGCAAAUAGAAAUUUUGCUGGUGAGGCAAAUGCUGAAGAUGCUGGUGGAGGACAAGGAAUUGCUGGGGCUGGUCAAAUAAUCAGAAGAAAUGCAGAAAAUGUUGCUGCUCGAUGGGAGAUGCAGGCAGCUCGUCUGGAGGCUCAUGUUGAACAAAUGUUUGAUGGUUUAGAUGAUGCUGAUGGUGCUGAGGAUGUUCCUUUCGAUGAGCUUGUUGGCAUGCAGGGUCCUGUGUUCCAUUUAGUUGAAAAUGCAUUUACUGUUCUUGCUAGCAAUAUGAUAUUCCUUGGUAUAGUGAUCUUUGUACCCUUUUCACUCGGACGUAUUAUACUCUAUCAUGUAUCAUGGAUUUUCUCGUCUGCAAGCGGUCCAUUAUUGUCAACAGUUAUGCCAUUUACAGAUACUGCCCUCUCCAUAGCAAAUUUUACGUUGAAGAAUGCAUUAACUGUUGUUACAAAUUUGACAUCUGAAGGCCAAGAUGGUGGACUUCUUGGUCAGGUUGCAGAUAUUUUAAAAGUAAAUGCAAGUGGUCUAAAUGAAGUCUCAAAGAAUGUAAGCACUCCACUGUCAGCAGAUCUCUUAAAAGGGUCAAGUAUUGGCACAUCACGACUUUCUGAUGUAACAACUCUUGCUAUUGGAUACAUAUUUAUAUUUUCCCUAGUCUUCUUCUAUCUUGGAAUUGUUGCUUUGAUUCGUUACACGAAGGGUGAGCCUUUGACUAUGGGGAGGUUUUAUGGUAUCGCUUCUAUAGCAGAAACAAUUCCAUCCCUUUUCAGGCAGUUCUUGGCUGCAAUGAGGCAUUUGAUGACUAUGAUUAAGGUUGCCUUUCUUUUGGUUAUUGAACUUGGCGUAUUUCCUUUGAUGUGUGGUUGGUGGUUGGAUGUUUGUACUAUAAGGAUGUUCGGGAAGUCCAUGGCUCAGAGAGUUCAAUUCUUCUCAGUUUCUCCUUUGGCAAGCUCAUUGGUUCAUUGGGUUGUAGGAAUUGUUUAUAUGCUACAAAUAAGCAUCUUUGUCAGUCUUCUUCGAGGGGUAUUACGCCCUGGAGUAUUGUAUUUCCUUCGAGAUCCAGCCGAUCCAAACUACAACCCGUUUCGAGAUUUGAUUGACGAUCCUGUGCACAAGCAUGCUCGCAGGGUUUUGUUGUCUGUUGCAGUUUAUGGAAGUUUGAUUGUCAUGCUGGUGUUUUUACCUGUCAAACUUGCAAUGCGCAUGGCUCCCUUCAUUUUUCCUUUGGACAUAUCGGUUUCUGAUCCAUUUACUGAAAUUCCAGCUGACAUGCUUCUUUUCCAAAUUUGCAUUCCAUUUGCCAUCGAGCAUUUUAAAUUGCGGACUACAAUCAAAUCCCUCCUCCGCUAUUGGUUUACCGCAGUUGGCUGGGCACUCGGUUUAACAGACUUUUUACUUCCAAGACCUGAAAACAAUGGUGGCCAGGACAAUGGAAAUCCAGAGCCAGGAAGGCAAGAUAGACUUCCAGCGGUACAACUAGGUGGCCAAGAUCGAGCAUUGGUGGCACUUGUUGCUGAUGAUGAUCAAAACAGAGGUCUUCUUGCAGCAGGAAGCUCUAAUGCUGCUGAGGAGGAUGAUAGUGAUGAACAAUCUGAUUCAGACAGGUACAGCUUUGUUCUUCGUAUUGUUCUCUUGCUGAUUGUAGCUUGGAUGACUCUGCUUGUCUUUAACUCGGCCUUGAUUGUAGUACCAAUAUCACUUGGGCGUGCCCUUUUCAAUGCCAUUCCUCUUCUCCCAAUAACUCAUGGCAUCAAGUGCAAUGAUCUUUAUGCCUUCAUAAUUGGAAGCUAUGUCAUUUGGACUGCGUUGGCUGGAGCCAGAUAUUCUAUUGAACAAGUUAGAACUAAUAGGGUGACGAUUUUGCUUGGUCAAAUCUGGAAGUGGUGUGGCAUUGUUCUCAAGAGCUCUGCAUUGUUAUCAAUAUGGAUUUUUGUCAUCCCAGUAUUGAUUGGGCUGCUCUUUGAACUUCUGGUGAUUGUGCCUAUGCGAGUGCCUGUGGAUGAAAGCCCAGUUUUCCUCCUGUAUCAGGACUGGGCAUUGGGACUUAUCUUUCUUAAGAUCUGGACCAGGCUGGUGAUGUUAGAUCAUAUGAUGCCACUUGUGGAUGAAAGCUGGCGAAUAAAAUUUGAAAGGGUAAGAGAAGAUGGUUUCUCAAGGCUGCAAGGUCUCUGGGUCCUGCGAGAGAUUGUGUUCCCUAUAAUAAUGAAGCUCCUAACAGCCCUAUGUGUGCCAUAUGUAUUGGCAAGAGGUGUGUUUCCUGUGCUUGGGUACCCGUUAGUAGUGAACUCGGCUGUGUACCGAUUUGCAUGGUUGGGAUGUCUCUGCUUCAGUGCUCUAUGCUUUUGUGCAAAAAGAUUCCAUGUUUGGUUCACCAAUCUUCACAACGCUAUACGUGAUGAUCGCUAUCUCAUCGGUCGUAGGCUCCACAACUAUGGAGAGGAUACAGAGGAGAGGCAAAAUGAGGCAGGGGUUUCAUCUGAAAUGCAAAAUUCUAAUUUGCUAGGUGCAGGAUUGAAUCAAGAUAAUCGUGAAUUGUUGAGGUUAAGGCGUGUUAUUCAAGGAGAGGAUGAUCACGAGGAUUAGCUGAUACGACAGGACGAUUAGGAAUAUGCUAAUCUCACUAAGGCAGCACAUUCCCCCUAAGAAUUGUUAAUAGGAUGUACUAUUGGGAGACUUUAGUGUGUGCUCAUUAAUAGGAUAUACAUGAUAAUUAUUAGUUAGAAUGGGAAAAACAUUAAGUUGUUCAUUGUAAGAACAUGUCUUUUGCAGGUAUUUUUUCAUGAACACUUGUACAUAUAAUCGUGUUAUGAAUUGCCAUUCAUGGUUACUCCAGCUCGAUAUUAUCAAGAAUCCCCGACUGCAUUACCCCUUUCAA
Messenger RNA from Jatropha curcas, 3848 nucleotides. RefSeq names its product RING/U-box superfamily protein (gene CER9). Gene Ontology annotation, molecular function: zinc ion binding. Gene Ontology annotation, cellular component: endoplasmic reticulum membrane. Gene Ontology annotation, biological process: ERAD pathway. The record is from RefSeq and is a predicted model, not a curated record. NCBI's taxonomy places the organism in Eukaryota, Viridiplantae, Streptophyta, Magnoliopsida, Malpighiales, Euphorbiaceae.